Pseudocercospora fijiensis CIRAD86 is the source of this 2224-nucleotide messenger RNA. RefSeq lists its product as uncharacterized. The record is from RefSeq and is a predicted model, not a curated record. NCBI's taxonomy places the organism in Eukaryota, Fungi, Ascomycota, Dothideomycetes, Mycosphaerellales, Mycosphaerellaceae. Gene Ontology annotation, biological process: riboflavin biosynthetic process. The transcript has a single exon. The coding region runs from base 38 to 1255 and encodes 405 amino acids. Gene Ontology annotation, molecular function: GTP cyclohydrolase II activity.
UACCGAUGCCGCCUUCCUUACGAUAGACUGUACAGAUAUGCCUGAUUUUCCGUCGCUGGCGUCGCCGGCAUUCUCGCCUAUAGCAUCGCCAAAAGCCGAGCGACACGAACAAAAUAAUGUCUCGGAACUGCAACUCGACAACGACUUCUCCACGAACACAGCUCCGCCGCUGAUUAGUCCUGCCUUCACACCGCCGCGAUCUCCCCUUGUGGACGGACAGCGACCUGAUAGAUUGGCCAAAAGCAUACCAACCGAGGCACACGAUGCAUCUACGGAAGAUUCGCAGCCGAAGCUGCUGGAGGAACUGCCUCACGUAACCUGUGAGGUACGGGCGAGAAUACCCACGACUACUGGACAAGAAAUGUGGUUACACCUCUACCAUAAUAAUGUAGACAACAAGGAACAUAUGGCGAUCGUAUUUGGACCACAUAUUCGCAGCAAGAGUUUAGAUGCCCCGAGGCCCGGCGAAACGGAGCGAGACCGCAUGAUUCGAGGUGCUUACACUGGUACACUAUAUCCUGGUCGGAUGCACAGCAGACUCGAGCAAAUACGUUCAGACGCUGGUGUCUCUGCGCGGCCUCAGUCACCACAUACCAAUGGCGCUCCUUCGCACAGUGAAUCGCCAGAACGGACUUCUUCAGAUGCGGAGUCAAUAAGCUCCACGCACUCCUCAUAUCCACCCGAGCUCGGACCACCCCUGGUGCGGAUACAUUCGGAAUGCUAUACGGGCGAGACAGUGUGGUCUGCGCGUUGUGAUUGUGGUGAGCAGUUGGACGAAGCUGCGCGACUGAUGUCUUUGCCUGUGGCUACGCCUGCAGGAACGCCAGAUUCUGAGCACCCGCAAUCACGAUUGCAAUCUUCUGGGGGUGUGAUUGUGUACUUGCGACAAGAAGGGCGAGGCAUUGGACUUCUAAGCAAAUUAAAGGCGUAUAAUUUACAGGAUCUGGGUCAUGAUACAAUGGAAGCCAACAUUCUUCUCCGACAUCCAGGAGACGCUAGAUCUUACGGCCUCGCGACUGCGAUUUUGAUCGAUUUAGGCCUUGACGGCGAGCGCGGAAUCAAGCUGCUUACAAACAAUCCUGAAAAGGUCAGGGCUGUGGAAGGGCCACACCGAGAAGUCCGCGUCGUCGAGCGCGUGCCCAUGAUUCCUUUGGCUUGGCAAACGAAAGGAGAGAAGGGAUUCACGAGUCCGGAAGUUGAAAAAUACAUUUCGACGAAAAUUGAGAAGUUCAAGCAUAUGUUCUCAUCGACGUGAGCACUUAAUAUCAAAAUGUAAUGCUUGCAGCAGUCUGCACAAGAAGCUCGAUGGAUGUAGCUGGACACGAGCCAUGCUCGAGAGCAGCAUGGCCGACGAAUAACAUUGUAGGAGUUGGAAAAUCCGAGACGAAAAGGCUCCAAUUCUCGAAUGGUGAAGGUGACGCCGGGGAAACAGAACAUCCUCGAACGCCACUUCAAACGACAGACCAUGCGACCUCGAGCUUCAAUCAGGGCGGCGCUGAUCGGCCGCAAUGCACUCACUAAGCUCUGCGCGAUUGCCAAAUGCUUGGGCAUCGACGAUGAAUUUUCUCCUUUGCUCGACAGAAUUUCUGUCCAGCGUAUCCUGAUGCGUCAGUCACGUCGGGAUGUUGAUGGAUACAAGUGGAGACGCAUUGUGGACUAGCACCGACAUUUAACGAAGCAAAUGCAAUAUCAUGGCUCGAAUCAAGUUUUACAUGUCGACCUGGCAACCACACACUUGUCACAGCCUGAUGGAAAGCUGCUCUGGGACAGCAAAUACAAUAGUUUCUUCCAGCAAUCGGGGCAAGACGACACGAAGAUCAGCUUAUGAGUUCGAAUUACAUGCAUUCCUGAGUCUCUCUUAAAGUGCAUCAUCUUGGCCCUGAGGUAUCAAUGCUUCUCUAGCUGAGCAAGAGAGCGAUUCAGGUCAUAUUCACUGGACAGAAAGUACUCACCACUCGAUCAUUCUUGCAGGAGAAAGGAAAUUUCGAAUACGCACGCCAACAAUCAUUCACGGCGUGGGGGCUUAACCGGAAAGCCGCUUCUCCUGGAAGCGCAUGGUCAUCGAUCUGUCACGUCUUGGGCCGAUGAGCGUACAUCGAAAGAUGUGGCCUGGCCCCCACUGAGUGAUUGCACACAUCUCGCCAUGGGCGAUUGUUUUUGCCUAUUUUGUUUCCCAAAAUCCAGUCAUUGAAUAGAUGCCAUGAUCAAACCUUACGAAUGAUUC